Xyrauchen texanus (razorback sucker) is the source of this 3173-nucleotide messenger RNA. Its product is annotated as E3 ubiquitin-protein ligase ZFP91-like. Gene Ontology annotation, biological process: regulation of transcription by RNA polymerase II. Gene Ontology annotation, molecular function: RNA polymerase II transcription regulatory region sequence-specific DNA binding; DNA-binding transcription factor activity, RNA polymerase II-specific. The record is from RefSeq and is a predicted model, not a curated record. Gene Ontology annotation, cellular component: nucleus. Bases 712 to 2952 code for a protein of 746 amino acids. The transcript is spliced from 12 exons. NCBI's taxonomy places the organism in Eukaryota, Metazoa, Chordata, Actinopteri, Cypriniformes, Catostomidae.
UGUCUACUUGUAUGUUACCUCAUUGUUUUGGUUGAUGCUCACUCGAUCAUGUCCCUAUGGAGUGUGUGCACGAGCAACAGGUAGCUGGCUGCAGUUCACUUAACGGCCACAGGUGUCAUUAAUAACAAGGGUUUUUGAAUCGUACAACCUCCACCUUUAAAAACGGACAAUCUGUCACGUUAUUAAAGCUUGUGAGAGUCCAAGAAGUCUUUUUUUCUUCUUCUUCUCAAAUGUAAAAAACAUAUGGAACGGUACUGGCUCUUUUAUUUCACAACAGAGCGUUUAUAGAUCCAUGAAAAGUGACACAUGUACAGCCGCAGCGCUAUGUGUCGCUGUUGAGCUAGUCUUCGGCUUAAAGGAGACGCAACAAAGAACGCUAAUCAGCGAUCUGAGUGGGCCCUGCUGACAGCGUGUCUCACUAUAGCUUUAAGAACCUAAAAUAGGCUCUGGGUCUUUAAAAUAAAUUUUGCACAGUUAUUAUAGAGGUUAUUGACUAAGUUUUCAAUUUAUACGACUUCCAUUUUUGCAUCGAAUUUGCAGGAGAAGCAAGAGCGUCCGUUUAAAUAUGUUUGACAAUCGGAACAGGGCCGUUAGCAAGCCAAAAUUUUCCAUAUUUUAUGUCUCCUGUUUAUUUUAAGCUGUGUUUCAAUUUGCUAAGAAUUUUUAAGUCGUCCAAAAGCAAGACACGGAGAGAAAACAACUUUGGCGUUGAUGGAACUCUCGAACAACAACGAUGCGGUGGAGAGUGAGAUGAUGACCGUGGAGAAAUCCGCGGGACAGAGUACACCAUCCACCCCGCACAGGGCAUCAAGAGAAGGAGACGGGUACUUGAACACCGAAAGGACUUGUUCGACCGAAACAGACAGACCUGCGUCGAGCUUGACGGGCUCUGGGCGGGUUUUAAGGGACAGGUCAAUGCGUACGCUUCCCUUGUGGAGGCAGAGCGAUAUCGGAGAAGACGAGGUGACCUGCGAUGCAGCGGCGAACCGCCGGAGGAAAGCGUCAUUCCCACGGCGCAGGAGGAACACGGCAGCCGCUGCGGGUUCCUUGGAUGCGGCCGGAGAGAGCAGCGCUGACUGCGGCCCUUCGGUUGAGUUUGAUGAAAAUAAGGAUUCGCUGGGUAAUCCAGCGGCCCGCAGCAGAAGGCCUCAGGUGCGCACAGGGGGCCGCACCUGUCGUGGCUCGCCUAAGACUGUGUUUAAGAUUGAGCCAGAUACGGACAGUGACUAUGUGGUGGCAAAUACAGAAGUUGAGAAGACCGGAUCAAGUGUGGAGAAAAAGGAAGAUGAGAGCAUGGAUGACGAUGACGUUAUGGAAGAGGAUGACUCUUCAUUUGUGGACGACCCAAAAGACCAAAACUACCUUCCCUAUACACAGAGUGAGGAAGAGGACGCCAUCAUCAGCAGCAGCAGCGAAGAAGACGUCCCAUUUACAGAUGACUUGAAUGAUCAGAGCUAUGAUCCUAAGUGUGAGAGGGAUCCUUCUAAGCCGAGACGCAGACCUCCUCGAGGACAGAAAGAGAAGGCAGCAGUUACAGAGAGCUCAAAUGAGCAAGAGCCAGAGAUAAAAACUGAGGGAGCAGAGAGUACGGAUGAGAAGAUUGGUGCAGAGUUUGAUGAAGAUGCUGAGCUGCCCAGGAAAAGAGGGCGAAGAAAAAAAGAUGACAAAAGUCCUCGUCUUCCAAAGAGAAGGAAAAAGCCACCAAUCCAGUAUGUGCGUUGUGAAAUGGAAGGAUGUGGUACAGUGCUGGCCCACCCACGAUACUUACAGCAUCACAUCAAAUACCAACACCUGAUGAAGAAGAAGUAUGUCUGCCCUUACCCAUCAUGUGGAAGACUCUUUCGACUGCAGAAACAGCUGCUGCGUCAUGCUAAACACCACACAGAUCAGAGAGACUACAUUUGUGAGUUCUGUGCUCGUGCCUUCAAGAGCUCUCACAAUCUGGCUGUACAUCGAAUGAUACACACUGGAGAGAAGCCAUUGCAGUGCGAGAUCUGUGGUUUCACUUGCCGUCAGAAGGCCUCCCUCAAUUGGCACAUGAAGAAACAUGAUGCAGAUGCCACGUACCAGUUCUCUUGCAGCAUCUGCGGAAAGAAAUUUGAGAAGAAAGACAGCGUAGUGGCUCACAAAGCUAAGAGCCACCCUGAAGUGCUCAUUGCGGAGGCAUUGGCGGCCAAUGCUGGAGCUCUCAUCACCACUCCAGAUGGAGUCACCACACUGCUGGGAGCCUCCACGGGCACGCAGACAGAGCCAGUGGUCCCAGAGGCACAAAAAAGCUCUGUAGUUCAAGGAGGUCAGGUGGGUCCACUGAUGGUUGUGGGUCAGGAGCACACACUGCAUACCAUGCAGGUACCUGUGGGCAUGGCCUUGUCGUCCACAGAGGAGAACGGCAACCGAUCGCAGCAGGCCUCAACUCACAGUUUGCAGAUGCCACUUCAGUUUAUCACCACACCUGUCUUGCAGCAACAACACCAAAUUCAGCAGUUACCGCUCCAGACCUCCACCACCAUCACCGAGCAGGCUGCUUUAGUUCAGCAGAUGCCUGCACAGUCCUACAACCCCCAGAUCGACCACAUGGCCUUCCGAGCUCAGCAGCAGCACCCACUGCUUUCUGUUGCUCAGCAGAUGCCCCUUCAGACCACCCAACCACAGUAUACCCAGGCUAUUGCCAGACCCCCUAAGCCCAACACAGCUCCCAAUAUUUCCCAAUGCCUGCCUGAGGCUUCCUCUGAUGGCCGGAGCAGUUUGGAAUUUGGCUCUGAUCCUCCAUCUUCUUCAUCUACUUCUCCUCAGUCUUCCACUGCCCCUUCAGAGUCAAGACAGGUCAUCUGGGUGGGAGAUGGAACUAAUGACAAUGAAAAUGGGGGUGUGGUUUGGGAGGUGGGUGGGGAAGGGGAGGAGCAAAGUAUGACAGACAGUUCAGAUGGGCAGAUGGAGCGUGUACUGAUAUAGUGAAAGAAGUUGAUGGUGUAACAUGGAGGAAAGAGAGGUGACUGGUUUUUGUCACCCUUCUGCUAAUAAAUACCCUGAAGUUAAAUGUAUACAGUCAUAAAUAUAUUGUAUGUAAUCGCAUUAACUUUUGGUAGGUUUGUAGAAACGUCUGUAACAGGGAGACCGUGUUUUAGUUGUUGUCAUUGUUUAUUUUGUAUAUAAACAGUUCUAGUUCCCUCCAA